UCGCCAUGUGGUGUUGGAUAAUUCUAGAAGUACGUCAGUGAGACUUCAUCAUAAGCGCUACAGAACCACAGGGCCUGAGAUUGACCCACCAGAGCUCAUUUAUUUGACAUUCAGUGGCUUUGCAAAGACCGGUUAUUCAACGUUAAUUUACAUUAGCUAUUAAAUACGUUAAAGAUGUUGUCAGCGGCGAGAACAGCAGUGAGAAAUGUGUCGUGCUCUCAGAAAACCUCCAGCAGUGUGUCUGGUCUCAUCAAGAAGGCUUGUUGGAAUGGAUUGACUCAACAAACUCUCCAGACUGCAGCCAGACGUCAUUAUGCUUCGGAGGCAAUCCGAGGCGCUGUCAUUGGUAUUGACCUGGGGACCACAAACUCCUGUGUGGCUGUGAUGGAGGGUAAACAAGCAAAGGUCCUGGAAAAUGCAGAGGGUGCAAGGACGACCCCAUCAGUGGUGGCCUUCACAUCUGAUGGAGAGAGGCUUGUGGGAAUGCCGGCCAAACGUCAAGCUGUCACCAACCCCAACAAUACUCUGUACGCUACUAAACGUCUGAUUGGACGGCGUUAUGAUGACCCAGAAGUUCAGAAAGAUUUGAAAAAUGUGCCCUAUAAGAUAGUGCGUGCCUCUAAUGGAGAUGCCUGGCUGGAAGCCCACGGCAAACUGUACUCACCCAGUCAGGCCGGAGCCUUUAUUCUCAUGAAGAUGAAGGAGACUGCAGAGAACUACUUGGGCCAUGCUGUGAAGAAUGCUGUUAUUACAGUACCAGCUUACUUCAACGACUCCCAGAGACAGGCGACCAAGGAUGCAGGUCAAAUUUCAGGUUUGAAUGUGCUGCGUGUUAUUAAUGAGCCGACUGCUGCUGCUUUAGCCUAUGGGCUGGAUAAGACUCAAGACAAAAUUAUUGCUGUCUAUGAUCUUGGUGGAGGGACAUUCGAUAUCUCUGUCUUGGAGAUCCAGAAGGGUGUUUUUGAGGUGAAAUCCACCAAUGGAGACACGUUCCUGGGUGGAGAAGAUUUUGAUCAGCACCUUCUCAAGCAUAUAGUGAAGGAGUUCAAGAGAGAGUCUGGCGUGGAUCUGACCAAAGACAACAUGGCGCUGCAGAGGGUGAGAGAGGCUGCUGAGAAAGCCAAGUGUGAACUGUCUUCCUCUCUGCAGACUGACAUCAACUUGCCCUACCUGACGAUGGAUGCCUCUGGUCCGAAACACUUGAACAUGAAGCUCACGCGCUCUCAGUUUGAAGGCAUCGUGGGAGAUCUCAUCCGCAGGACUGUGGCGCCCUGUCAGAAGGCCAUGCAAGAUGCCGAAGUUUCCAAGAGUGACAUCGGUGAAGUGCUGCUGGUCGGUGGAAUGAGCCGAAUGCCAAAGGUCCAGCAGACGGUUCAGGAUCUGUUUGGUCGAGCUCCCAGUAAGUCUGUUAACCCCGAUGAAGCCGUGGCUAUCGGGGCGGCCAUCCAGGGUGGAGUUCUGGCAGGGGAUGUGACUGACGUACUCUUGUUGGACGUUACCCCUCUGUCUCUCGGUAUUGAGACUCUAGGAGGCGUCUUCACCAAACUCAUCAACAGAAACACAACCAUUCCUACAAAGAAAAGCCAGGUGUUCUCUACCGCUGCUGAUGGACAGACUCAAGUCGAGAUCAAGGUUUGUCAGGGAGAGCGAGAGAUGGCUACAGACAACAAGCUUCUGGGACAGUUCACCUUGGUUGGCAUCCCUCCUGCUCCUCGUGGCGUCCCACAGAUUGAAGUCACCUUCGAUAUCGAUGCUAACGGGAUUGUGCACGUCUCUGCUAAAGACAAGGGCACUGGCCGAGAACAGCAGAUUGUCAUCCAGUCAUCUGGUGGCCUCAGCAAAGACGACAUAGAAAACAUGAUCAAGAAUGCUGAGAAGUAUGCAGAGGAGGACAGGAGACGGAAGGAUCGUGUGGAAGCUGUCAACAUGGCCGAGGGUAUUGUUCACGACACUGAGUCAAAGAUGGAGGAGUUUAAGGAUCAGCUGCCAGCCGAUGAGUGUAACAAACUGAAGGAGGAGAUUGUUAAAGUACAAGAGCUUCUGUCAAGGAAGGAUGCGGAGACGGGAGAGAACAUCAAACAAGCAGCCACAAACCUGCAGCAAGCAUCACUCAAACUCUUUGAGAUGGCAUAUAAGAAGAUGGCGUCAGAGAGAGAAGGCAGCAGCGGCUCCAGUUCAGGAGGAGAAUCCGGAGAGAAGAAGGAGGGCCAGCAGUAAAGCCUUUGGCACUGGAGUUCAUUGUGGGACUGAAUGUCUUGGGAGCACGAGUGUGUUUCUCUGAGCAGCAUACGCAAGAUCUUUUCACAUAUACUGUGUUUUUGGCAGUAAACUCUACAAAACAAUAUUAUCAUGUCUCCUCAUCCACUUUCCUUAAUGUCUAGAAGCUCAGAUUCAUUUGUGUCUGCUGAAAAUAAUCUGCAUCAGUCUUGAAGCAAAAUGUGCAAUGAAGUGCUUGAUUUGCCAUCUUGGAUUUAAAGGUCAGCCUGAUGAUAUACAUGCUCAUCAUGGAGCCUUCAGCCAUUUAGACAUGCAUUCCACCCAUUGGGCACAGUGUUUUGUGUUGUGAUGUCUUUUAAAGAUAUUUCUUUGUUAAGGGUGUUGUGUACUGCUUGUUCAGAAUAAUAUUUUUUUCAAAAACAUUGGUUGUUGAAGAUGAAUGAGGCUGAAUGUGUGUCUGAACGGCUUUAGGAUUUUUAUAUCUGCAAUGAGUAUUUAUAAAUUCAGGACUUCGAUGUUUCAAGACACCAAUGAUUUAUAUUUAAAUACAAUAAUAUUUGUUCUGUCCAUCAGUUUUGCUUGGAAAUUUCAACAUUUCAAGCUUGUGUCCACGCUUGAGCCGGUUAGUUUGUGGAGUUGAGAGUAUGAAACUAUGAAUGAUGAAACUCGAUAAUAGAAAAGCUGGUGUGGAAUUGAUAGUUCAAUCUGUCAUAUUGUUUCCUGUUCAAAUUUGCUGAUCAUACCAGCAGGUUUAUAUACAGUAGAGCUCACGUUGACGACUUAAUGGCCUUCCAUAACGGAUGUUAUUCAAGAGAGAUGUUCACACAAAUUGGAGGAAUUGAUGGACAGAUCUGUGUGGGUUUGUCAAGUGCACAGUAAAAGAUAGUGGAGGUGAAUUUAUCUAAUCAACCUUUACUAGUGACUUGAGCAGUUUUAUUUAAAUCAGUGUUACAUGUUGCUGUUAUGGACGAAAAGCAGAGCUUUUCAGUUAGCCAUCUGAACUGAGGGUUUACAUUCUUCCUUUCUGUUUGUUGGUCCCAUAACAGCAUAAUGUAACACAAAAUCCCAUCUACUCUGUGCUUACAUAGGACUUUCUGGUUCAUUAAAGAAGAAUAAUCUGUAACUAUAGAAGCUCUGUACAAAGGCAGAUGUCUGUUGAAAAUGUUAAAUGUUCAAAAUGAUGAUUUAAUGGGUUUAAAGAAGUAUUCCAAUGCAGUCUUUUAUAAUAAAAAUUUGUGUUUGAA
Molecule: messenger RNA, 3461 nt
Organism: Megalobrama amblycephala (Wuchang bream)
Lineage: Eukaryota; Metazoa; Chordata; Actinopteri; Cypriniformes; Xenocyprididae
Gene: hspa9
Product: heat shock protein 9
Exons: 17
Coding region: 175-2217 (680 amino acids)
Biological process (GO): protein refolding; cellular response to unfolded protein
Cellular component (GO): mitochondrion; cytoplasm
Molecular function (GO): misfolded protein binding; ATP binding; ATP hydrolysis activity
Source: RefSeq, a predicted model, not a curated record